ACCGCAUCCGUGAUUUCUGCUACGUCUUGUGCACGUCAAGUCCGCCCCCUCUGAGCUUUUCAAGCCAGAAUUGUGUUGAGCAGCCACCCAGCAUCUCAUCCAGGCAGUCCGAGUGCAACCGCUUGGCGACCCGCGUGUGGCCGGGCUCCCUCUCUCAUCCUAUAUACCCUCUCCUCUUGCGGGCCCAUUCUCGCGUGCGGUUUGUGACAUUCCAAAGUUCUGCGCUGACCUUGCCCCUCGUUGGCCAUUUCAAGACCAACGGCGCCGGCCAAGACUCUUUGAGGGUCAUAAGAUGCGUACGUGAAGCAUGCUGCGUUCUCUUUUCGGAUUUGCCAAGGCCGAAGCCGACCUCCCGGUCGAGGCCGUGGACUACGAAGCGCCGCUGCCUGGCUGCGUGGUCGCCACCAACCAGGAGCAGCUGGCCUCUCAAGGCGAAAUCUACCACGCCGAUGGCUCUAAUGAGGCCGUGAUGCACCACCUCAGCACCAGCCCACCCAAAUACUACGAAUUUCAGUAUGGCCCCGAGUUUCGAAGGGGUAUCAACAUGGACCGCGGCGGCUACGGCAUUGCCAAGGAUGGAACCAUGUUUGGCUGCGUCUUUGAUGGUGUGACAGCCGGUGGCAAAGUUAAUGCGUACGCCGCUCAGGCCUUC
Monosiga brevicollis MX1 is the source of this 652-nucleotide messenger RNA. RefSeq lists its product as uncharacterized. The annotation marks the transcript as partial. The transcript has 3 exons. NCBI's taxonomy places the organism in Eukaryota, Choanoflagellata, Craspedida, Salpingoecidae. The record is from RefSeq and is a predicted model, not a curated record.